GAGAGUAGCAAUAAUCUCCAGUUUUAUGUCCAGGGAACGACAUGUUUGAGGGCUCUGAAGCUUGUAUAUCUUCUGUAGCUGUCAAUAAGCCUUAGGAGGCUGUUCCCUACGUCACCAUGUGCAGGGAGACAGGGGAAGCCAGGUAACUUCUGAGACACCCAUCUCCCUAUAGAAAGAUGCGAGAACUGACAUCUACAGAGGGAGAGACUCAAGUCUAGUCUUUCAGAACCAGCUAGGGCAAAGUUUCAUCUGUCAGUCACUUCCUGAUCAUCCUUUAGCAUGUCUGGUUUAACUGAGAUGAGGUAAUGUGUAGGGCAGGGGCUAUCCAUUGGCUUCUAGAAUUGGGAAUUACUGAGAUACCUAACCUUGUCUAACACGGUUGUCAGUAUGAUAUGACAUCUCAAUGGACAUAGUUUACUCCACAUCGCUCAUUUGUUCUGGGGUUCACCAAGUAUAAUUCAGAAGCCACAGUCCAGACUCUGGUGAAUUUUCAAUCCAGGCUGAACUAGUGCUCGCUCCUCAUUUCAGGAAUGUCAGUAAAUUUACAAGUGUGAAGUCCGGCUCUGGGGAAGGUCUAGGGCAAAGGACCCCUAUUAUCUCUCAUUUUGCGCCCUUUGCCUGCCCUCCUCAUGCUCCGAUGGAUGUUGUAAUUUAAGCUGGCUGUUUCACCUUUCCUAAGGGCAUGUGCAUUGUCACAGUAGGCUCAAGUUCAAGGAAUUUGGCUUUUGUGUAGUUCUAGGUGAAGAACCACAACAGUGACACACUACAUACUCUCCUCAUGAUUAUCACAAAUUUUGAUUUUCUGUAAAUGCCUUGCAGUUCUCUGUGUGGCCUCUCAAUAGCCAUUCAUCUUUCUUCAAACUUGAAUGCAGGAAUGGCCCAUCAUUCUUCAUGGGAGUUUUUGUUUUUGUGUCUGAGGGCUCCCCUGGGGAACUCUGGUUCUUAUAUCUCCAGCCAGACAUGUCACUAGUUAAUCACACUUUUGGUAUCUACAAUGGCUGGAAUGAAUUCUCCUGAAGUUAGAAAUAAUUUUCGUCAACUAUGGGACUUAUCUUUGUUCUGAUAAGACAAGACACCUCCAAUCUCCCACCACACUAACAGCCUUGUGCAUCCUCCACAAGGUGCUUGUUGCCUGCAGGGGACUGAACUUUCCUCUCCCCACCAUCCUUACUUAAUUACCUAGAAACCUUUUUUUCUUGUUUAUUGACUAGAGGUUUCACGAGUUGGAUGAUCCAUUUCCUGGGAUGUGUUUGAAAGGACUACUGGGAAGACACCAACUCAAACCUCCACCUCCACUGAGCAGGAGCAGCAGAUGACAAAGUUGGAGAAACUCACCCUUCAGCUACAGAGUAUAACAUAUGAGCGAAUUGAACUACAUGGAAUCCUGACCAGUUAUACAGAUAUGGAUUUGCAGAACAGGCUGAAUUCUUUUGGGAUGCUAAAAAAGGAGCAUAAGCAGGUGAUGUCGGCCUUGCAGAAAUUGCCCAUGGAAAUCAGUGAUGAUGUGAACAAGGUCAAACAGCUGAUUGAGGAGAAUGUAUCCUACAGUUACCUCCACAGCCAGGUCCUCCAAGAUUGGACUCAGCGGAAGGAGAGUGUACAUGUGCUGAGACUGAAGAACAGACAGCUGUGGAAGGAGCAGAUUGAACUGCAAGAGUCCUGUGAGGAGCUGAAGAGGCUCUUGAAGGAGGCCCAUGAGAUGAUCUGUGACCCUUCUGCUGAGCAGCAGCAGAGAUACACUCUCCACCAGAGGCAUGUGGCUUUUGCUGUAGAUACCAUCCACCUAGACAAACGUGAAGUUUCCACUUAACACUGCUUAGCUGGUGCAUCACAGGUAUAUCUUACCCCAUCUCCAUCCCCAGGUGGGUCUUAAAAGUCUGCAUUUCAUCUGAUGGGCCUACUCUGCAUUGUCAUCUAAAUGAGAGGUGACAUAACUGCUCCAACUCUGACUUAAGAGAUGCUGAGCAAUGAUCCUGAGCCCAGGAGCACUCUGCUUGAAUGCCUGGCAUCCCAAGUAAUCUCCGAUGCCUACCUCAUGGUCCUGUCCCUACAGUUCUCCAGAAAUAUCUCUUUUCGGUUAGGUGUAAUCCAGUCCAACUAAUACACUAGAGAGGCUAGAAGGACAAAAGUGAAGUGCAGGGACUGGAGAGAUCACUCAUCCUUUAAGAGGAUGUGUAGCUCUCCCAGAGGACCCAGAAAUCAGCUAACAAUCUUCUGUGACUCCAGUUCCAUGGGGAAUCCAUUGCCCUUUCUGGCUUCAGUACAAACUGAUUGCUUGUGGUGCAUAGAAAGCAGGCAAAAUACCCAUAUUCAUAAAUACAAGUAAAUGAAUCUCAAAGAUUUCCAUGCGAAAUGAAUAGUCAAGGCAACAGCACAUUAAAAGACCACAUCUCAAUGUGUCUUAGAAGGUUACUACCCCUGCAUUGCCACUGUCACUGGUGCUGUAUUUCAGGAAAAGAAAGGCAGACAGCUAUAGGUUUCCUAAUUUCUUCUAUACUCCUGUAACAAAUGUUCUCACGUCCUGAGAUGCAUUAGAAAACAUAGGUGUAUUUCUGAAAAUCUGAUAUGAAUGAUCAUGUCAUGAACAUGUGUGUACCUAUUCUCCGUUUUUGAAGUAGCUAGACAUGUGAAGUCAGGUGUUUAACAUGGAUCUUUUUCCAUCAUGAAGUGGAUAUACAUGGAGUAGACCAUGCGAUUCACACCCAAGAUACCAUCUUGGUUUGUAACCCUGUCUAACUGAGAACUCACAGUGUAGCCUAAGCUUCCUGGGACUUGCAGAGAUCCACCUCUGUCUGUUGAGUUCUAGUGUUACAGGAGUGUGACACCACACCUGACUACAAAGCUACUUUCAGAAUGAAGAGAAUGUCCCAGGUUUAGCUGUCCCCCAUGGGAGAACUUACCCUGUUGGAGGAGGGCAGGAGGGGUGGGGGGAAUGUGGUAGGCAGGAGAGGGAGGAGCGAUGAGAGUUGGAUCUGUGGUUGGUAAGUAAGUUCACUAAAAAAUUUAAAGGAAAGAACGAAGAGUUGGAAAUUAUUUUUUAUUUGUGAAAUUACAGAAAUUUGACAGAAUAGGGCCUUAAAGGGGUGCUUAGUAUAUCAAGUGUAUAGCUUUAGCAAAAUAUAAAAUCAAAAAAGAACAAAGAACCAAAAAAUAAAAAAAAAAACAGCAAAACAAAACAAAGAACAACAAAACCUAAGUUCAUGCAAACCCCAAAACAAACCAAAACUAUUUACAUAAGAAGGUUUCUCUUCAUGCAGAUGUCCUACACUCUGUGGCUGGCUUUGGACACAAAUUGAAAGACAACACUGAAUUGAAAUACCCUCUUCAAGACAAGUGUGGUCAUGCCACUUUGGGGCUUCUAGGUUAAGUCCUUGCCAAAGUUGAUCUUAUACCAUGUUGGCCACUAUAUGAUUCUGUCUGCCAACCUGUGUCUGUGUGCCCAUUCAAGAGCAAAAAAUGACACGGGGAGCAUCUGUUACCAAAAUACAUAACAGCUCAUGGUGACAUCCUUCCUAAAUCAUCUCUCAGAACAAUUCACUUCACCAUCACUUGUGCAUGAAAUUGAGUAGUUCCCGCACUGGACUGGAGUGAGAAUAUGAUGCUUCUUUUGUGUGGUCUGUCUGGAUAGCAGCAUGACAUCAACACAGUCUCUGUUGACAUAUCUCCCUCCACAUAUGAAGGGCUGAGGACUCAGUCAGCUACCAAAAGUUUGUAGCAAUAAACUUUCAGAGUAACUAUGAGUGGAAACAUA
Messenger RNA from Peromyscus eremicus (cactus mouse), 3751 nucleotides. Its product is annotated as disks large homolog 5-like. The record is from RefSeq and is a predicted model, not a curated record. The transcript is spliced from 5 exons. NCBI's taxonomy places the organism in Eukaryota, Metazoa, Chordata, Mammalia, Rodentia, Cricetidae. The coding region runs from base 1313 to 1810 and encodes 165 amino acids.